Molecule: messenger RNA, 1773 nt
Organism: Phaeoacremonium minimum UCRPA7
Lineage: Eukaryota; Fungi; Ascomycota; Sordariomycetes; Togniniales; Togniniaceae
Product: putative x-pro dipeptidyl-peptidase (s15 family) protein
Exons: 1
Coding region: 1-1773 (590 amino acids)
Molecular function (GO): dipeptidyl-peptidase activity
Source: RefSeq, a predicted model, not a curated record
AUGGAUGUUAAAACACCCCCUAUCAAGGACAUCCAGUCCGUCACGGAGGAUAAGGAAUCCGGCCUUACAUUCAUGAAGAACGUAUCGAUUCCUCUGAAAGCCUCUCCACUACCUAUACGUGCCAACGUAUAUAUUCCUCUGUCCACAGACCCCAGCGCCAAAUACCCGGUUCUCGUCACUUACGGGCCGUAUGGAAAGGAUAUUCCGUAUGAAAGAUUCCACAAAGGUUCUUUUGAUGAGGUCAACCCGGAACACCGGUCCAAGUACUCGGCAUGGGAGACUCCGGAUCCUGUCUAUUGGUGCCGGGAAGGGUAUGUGAUUGUCCGUGCCGAUGAGAGAGGUCUCGGUCAGAGCCCUGGGCUGCUGGACACCAUGAGCAGGGGCACAAGUGAGUGCUUCUUCGAUGUAGUGGAAUGGGCUGCUGAGCAGCCGUGGUCUUCUGGAAAAGUUGGACUUUUGGGCAUAUCCUACUAUGGCGGAUCGCAGUGGCGCGUGGCGGCAAGACGGCCGAAAGGCCUGGCUGCUAUAAUCCCCUGGGAAGGCAUGUCUGAUUAUUACCGGGACCGAUGCCGGCAUGGUGGGAUCCUCUCGAACAAGUUCAUCGGUUUCUGGUGGAACCGGCAAGUGCUCGUAAACCAAUACGGCAAGGCUGGCAGAUCAAAGCUUCAGUUCCCGCCAGACGGACCAGGCGCUAGGGGUCAGGAGGACACCAUCGAAGGUGAUCUGCCGGAUGAAGUCCUAGUAGCCAACAGACGCGACCAGACUAAAGACAACGAGGAGAAUCGAUUUCGCGAUGAUGAGUACUAUGCUAGCAAGGAGUAUCGUCUUGAGGAUAUUGAGGUACCACUCCUCAGCGUUGCGAAUUGGGGCGGUAUUCUGCUCCACCUGCGAGGCAAUGUUGAAGGCUAUACACACGCCGGCUCUAAGUUCAAGUACCUGCGCUUCAUCACGGGACGCCACGAUCUCCCAUUCUACUACCACGAGGAAGUCGAGCUUCAGAAGAGCUUCCUGGAUGCCUUCCUAAAAGGACAGGACCGGGUUGGCUGGAGUGUGCCGGGCAAGGUGCCUCCCGUGACUCUGACAUUAAGAAAAGGAAACGUUGGCUUCAACGAUUCUGAAAAGGAGAAGGCCUUCCCAAAGCGAGAUGAGAGUGCAUGGCCACUGCCGAAUACUCAAUACACCCAGUUCCAUCUCCAUCCCGACCAGAAACUUACGACAAGCAAACCGAGCAAGGAAUCAAAAACCAUAUCCUAUAAAGCCCUUGGUACUUUAGAUAGUCCUCAAGCCGUGCAGUUCACAACGGCGCCCUUUGAAGAGGAUACAGAGAUCACAGGUCAUCCAUUGGCUCACUUGAAUGUCUCCGUCACACCGGAACAUAGCGAAGGAGAGAGCGAUAUAGAUCUCUUCCUCUCACUGAGACACAUAGACCCAGCUGGGAAGGAAGUCUUCUACACAGGAACGGCUGGCGAUCCUGUGCCACUUUGCAAAGGUUGGCUGAGGGCGAGCAUGAGAAAAGUCCACGAUCAAAAUCCGAAGCACCGACCGUGGUUGCCGCACCGGGAGUACCUGUCGACAGACGUCCUUCCGGUCAAGGCUGGGGAGAUCUACCCGGUGGACGUGGAGAUCUGGCCCACGAACGUAGUGGUGGAAAGGGGAGGCAAGCUCAUAUUAGAGGUUGCGAGCGGUGACACGCAAGGAUCUGGAGUCUUCCAGCAUAAUUCUGAAGUUGACAGGUAUGUGCAUUGUAUCAAGGAUUCCCGGCCAACUGACUGA